UGUAAUUUUGAACUAUCUUAUUAAAUCAUUUACAGCUAAAUACAUCAAUAUUUUUUUUAGAUGUUGAUUUCAAGAUGAAUUCAGAUUGCAUUAUGGAUACGGCUGAUGAUCUAAUAAGUCUUCAGUAUAGUUCAGAUGAUGAAUCUUGGCCUAUGUUAUUGUCUGAACUCAAUGCAUACAAAGAAAAAUUAACCUUAGCUAAACAUUUACUUGCCGAUCAAAAUGAUUUAAUUUUCAAUAUCACUUCAAGAUUUAAUCUACUUGUUGAGGAAGUCAAAGUUAUAAAACCUUCUGCAGAGUAUCGAGAUGCAGAAACAUUAACUAAUACUGCUUUUGAUUCCACCACAGCUUGUAUUUGUGGGGUCCGUGCAAAACCAGAUAACCAUAGUAUAUGCCCUUUAUGUAAAUUAUACAUUGUGGGAUCUGAAGGCGAUAAAAUGUUUGAUAAAUUAGUUGAGCAUGUAAGCAGUCAUUUCCCAGAUGAAGAACCUGAAACUAUAAUUGAUAGUUUAUCUGGACACUAUUAAAAGCAUUUGURGCAGUCAAGAAUCAUUAUUUUUAUAGAAAUAUUUUUUAUUUUGUUAAUAUUUAUAAAUGUAAUAUAUCUACUUGAUUUAAUUAAAUUAUUAAUCAAGGUGAUGGAUAUUAAUAAGAUUGGUACAAAUUUUAUACUAAAAAGAAAAACUAGCUUAAGCUAAUUCUGAUGGCUGUACAUCUUUUGAAUCAGAGUUGCCAACAGUAGUCCUUUGUAAUAAGUUUCUACAGAACCAUGACGGUUUUUCCCGUUU
Diuraphis noxia (Russian wheat aphid) is the source of this 788-nucleotide messenger RNA. RefSeq names its product C2H2-type zinc binding domain-containing protein spindle-F (gene spn-F). NCBI's taxonomy places the organism in Eukaryota, Metazoa, Arthropoda, Insecta, Hemiptera, Aphididae. The record is from RefSeq and is a predicted model, not a curated record.